Molecule: messenger RNA, 1586 nt
Organism: Ipomoea nil (Japanese morning glory)
Lineage: Eukaryota; Viridiplantae; Streptophyta; Magnoliopsida; Solanales; Convolvulaceae
Product: phosphoenolpyruvate/phosphate translocator 2, chloroplastic
Exons: 8
Coding region: 168-1397 (409 amino acids)
Biological process (GO): transmembrane transport
Cellular component (GO): Golgi apparatus; membrane
Molecular function (GO): antiporter activity
Source: RefSeq, a predicted model, not a curated record
UGAAUUGUGACUUAAAGCUGCCAGCUGCCUGCCGCCUGCCUGCCAACUCUCAACUCUCAACUCCCCACAAAACUUGCCUAUCAGUAGUGAAUGGCAUCCACUGAUUUGUUGUAAUUCAUUCUUCUCAGUUCUCCUCUGCCCAAAACAUGGUCGCUGCAGCCUAAAACAUGGAAAGUUAUGCAUUGGCUCUAUCUCCCUUGUCUACACAGUUUCAGAGGUCUCCUCACCUCUUCAAAAACCAAUCUUGUAGGUUCAGUAUAUUAGGUUUGAAGCAGGAGGCUUUUCAGAAAUCAUCAAUUCACUGGCUACACAAACCCACAUGCCUGCGUUUAUUCUCCAGCUUCAAUGGCUUCACCACCGGCAACGCAAAACCACAUUCUCUACUGCACUUGAAGGGCGGCGGUGGCGGCGCCGCCGCAGUUCCGGAAAAUGCGGAAGGGUUUAGGGCAGAGAAGCCGGCGGCGAGUGAAUUUAUUAAGACUCUGCAGCUGGGCGCCAUGUUUGGAAUCUGGUAUCUCUUGAAUAUCUACUACAACAUUCUCAACAAACAGGUUUUGAAGGCGUACCCAUUCCCAGCAACCAUUACAGCUUUCCAAUUUGGGUGUGGGACGCUGAUGGUUUUCCUCAUGUGGGCUUUCAAUCUCCACCCUAAACCAAAUAUCCGUAGAUCUCAGUUUGCAGCAAUCUUUUCACUGGCAGCUUUGCAUACAAUGGGCAACCUUCUAACAAACAUCAGUCUUGGUAAAGUUGCAGUCUCCUUCACUCACACAAUUAAAGCAAUGGAACCUUUCUUUACUGUUCUUCUCUCUGCUGCACUUCUUGGUCAGUGGCCAUCUCUGUGGGUGGUAUUGUCCCUAGUUCCCAUUGUUGGUGGAGUGGCCUUGGCUUCAUUCUCUGAGGCUUCUUUUAACUGGAUAGGCUUUGGCAGCGCAAUGGCAUCCAAUCUCACUAACCAAUCUCGUAACGUGUUUAGCAAAACCUUCAUGCUUAAGGAGGAGGAAGCUCUUGACAAUAUAAACCUCUUCUCAGUCAUGACCAUCAUUUCAUUCAUCCUUUUGACAAGCUUUGCAGUUUUGAUGGAAGGUGCCAGAUUCACUCCAUCCAAUCUACAAUAUGCUGCAAGCCAAGGAUUCAGUGGUAGGGACUUGUGGGUGAGAUCCCUCUUAGCUGGUUUCUGCUUCCACUCUUACCAACAGGUUUCAUACAUGAUACUACAAAUGGUUUCCCCAGUGAGCCAUGCAGUGGGGAACUGUGUUAAGAGAGUGGUGGUCAUUGUAUCAUCAGUCAUAUUCUUCCACACUCCUGUUUCACCAAUAAACUCUCUGGGAACAACCAUUGCUCUUGUUGGAGUAUUCCUUUAUUCAAGAGCGAAGAGACUAAAGCCAAAAAUCGCGUGAUAGACAAGUCAGCAAGUUGGGUUGUAAUUAACUCUCCAUCUAGUGACAAAGUUAUUGCAAUUCAAGAGACUGUAGAUUGAAAAAAUUUUGCGUAGGACUUAUAGUUCAUGUUACUAUUUUUAUUCUAUGAUUGAACUCAAUUAUUACUAUCCAAAUACUCUGAUUUUGUUAAAAUUUUUGUUUGCUAAA